AUUGUUACUAUUAUUAUUAUUAAUUCUAAUAAAUCGAUCUGCAAGUCCAAGAACUCAGACCAUAAAGCCUCUGCAUCUGCUAAAUCCAACCAUUCAGAUUCACUUCUUCAUUCAUCCCAAACACUUCCCUCUAUCAGAUUCAAAAUCAAACCAGAAAAACAUGAGUUGGUGGUGGGCUGGAGCAAUCGGCGCUGCCAAGAAGAAAUUCGAGGAAGACGACACUCCGCGAAGCUUCGAGAGUGUGGGACUGGUGAUCGGCGUAACGGGCAUCGUCGGAAACAGCCUCGCCGAGAUCCUGCCUCUCGCUGACACCCCAGGCGGUCCAUGGAAAGUCUAUGGCGUGGCACGGCGGCCGCGGCCGCCGUGGAACGCCGAUCACCCCAUCGAGUACGUUCAGUGCGACGUUUCCGAUCCCGCCGACGCCGAAAGCAAACUCUCCGUCUUGACCGACGUCACGAACAUUUUCUUCGUGUCGUGGACUAACCGUCCCACCGAGGCCGAGAACUGCGAAGUUAACGGCGCGAUGUUACGGAACGUGCUGCGCGCCGUUAUCCCCAAUGCUCCCAAUCUUCGUCACGUGUCCCUUCAGACAGGCACCAAACACUACCUCGGAUCGUUCGAAUCCAUAGGCAAGAUCCAAUCCCACGAGCCCCCCUUCACGGAGGAUCUCCCGCGAUUGGACACGCCUAAUUUUUACUACACUCAAGAGGACAUUCUCUUUGAAGAAACCGCUAAGAAAGAGGGUUUGACUUGGUCCGUACACAGGCCCGGAACAAUAUUUGGCUUUUCUCCCUACAGUUUGAUGAACCUGGUUGGGAGUCUUUGCGUUUACGCCGCAAUUUGCAAGCACGAAGGGAUUCCGUUGAGAUUUCCCGGCACGAGAGGCGCCUGGGAGGGUUAUUCCUUUUCUUCCGAUGCGGAUUUGAUUGCGGAGCAGCAUAUUUGGGCCGCUGUUGACCCCUAUGCGCGGAAUGAAGCAUUUAACUGUUCCAAUGGUGAUAUAUUCAAGUGGAAGCAUCUUUGGAAGGUGUUAGCUGAACAGUUUGGGAUUGAGGAGUAUGGUUUUGAAGAAGGUUCGGGUUUGAGGCUGUCGGAAGCGAUGAAGGAUAAGGGUCCUGUUUGGGAUGAGAUUGUGAGCCAGAAUCAGCUUCUGCCUACCAAGCUUGACGAGGUUGGUGAUUGGUGGUUUGUGGAUGUUAUAUUCUCCGGAGAGGGAGUAUUAGAUAGCAUGAACAAGGCCAAAGAACAUGGGUUUUUGGGAUUCAGGAACUCCAAGAAUUCGUUCAUAAGUUGGAUAGACAAGAGCAAGGGUUAUAAGAUUGUACCUUGAAUAAUUGAACUGUGGUUAAUUUGUAAUGGGUAUCUGUUUCUGGUUUGAUUUAUUUGUCUCCACUGUAAGUUAUCUGGAAUAAAUAAAACUCGCACAUUAGUGAGAUAACAGAA
This is a messenger RNA of Vigna angularis (adzuki bean), 1443 nucleotides long. Its product is annotated as 3-oxo-Delta(4,5)-steroid 5-beta-reductase. The transcript is spliced from 2 exons. NCBI's taxonomy places the organism in Eukaryota, Viridiplantae, Streptophyta, Magnoliopsida, Fabales, Fabaceae. Bases 161 to 1330 code for a protein of 389 amino acids. The record is from RefSeq and is a predicted model, not a curated record.